AUGGUGGUGGUGGUGGUGAUGGUGGUGGAGGUAGUGGCAGAAGUGGUGGCAGUGGAAAUGGUGGCAGCAAUGGCAUCAGGGACACCAGUGACAGCAGGUGGAGGUGGGCCAGUGGUGGCAAUGGUGGCUAUGGCAACAGUAGCAGUAGUGGUAACUUCGUUGAUUGUGGCUGUGGUGGUGGUGACAGAAGUGAUGGCUAUGAAAGUGGUGAUGGUAGUGAUGGUGGCUGUGGUGGUGUUGGUGGUGGUGGUGGUAGAGGUAGUGGCAGCAGUGGUGGCAGUGGCAAUGGUGGCAGCAAUGGCAACAAGGACAUCAGUGACAGCAGGAGGAGGGGACAUUAGUGGCAGUGGUGGCUAUGGCGCCAGUAGCAGCAGUGACAAUUGUGUUGAUGGUGGUUAUGGUGCCAGCUGUGGUGGUGGUGGUAGUGAUGGCUAUGUAAAUGGCAAUGGUAGUGGUGGUGGCUGUGGUGGUGGUGGUGGUGGUGGUGGAGGUAGUGGCAACAGUGGUGCCAGUGGCAAUGGUGGCAGCAAUGGCAACAGGGACACCAGUGACAGCAAGUGGAGGGGGGCGAGUGGCGGCAGUGGUGGCUAA
Molecule: messenger RNA, 591 nt
Organism: Schistocerca serialis cubense
Lineage: Eukaryota; Metazoa; Arthropoda; Insecta; Orthoptera; Acrididae
Product: glycine, alanine and asparagine-rich protein-like
Exons: 1
Coding region: 1-591 (196 amino acids)
Source: RefSeq, a predicted model, not a curated record